CAUGUGACAUCACCGGGCGCGUCUCCCCGGCAACGGUGCCGCUGGUUCGAGUCCCGGCCCCGCCGGGUCCCUUCGCGUCCCCCCCGUGUCCCCCUCCGUGUCCCCCCGUGUCCCCUCUCUGUGCCCCCCGCCAUGCUCCGCGACGAGGACACCGAGGCGGAUUUCCAGCGCUUCCUCCGCCGCGUGGACGAAGUCAGCAAUUUGCUGCAAGGCCUGAAGUCCCCAGACUCAGCUGUCAAGGAAAAAGCCCUUGCUGAGGCAGAGAAAAGGCUCCAGGAGGAAGGAACCAGCAGUGGGGAGGAAACCAAGACCACGGUGAACAGGACAGUCAUCAACACCCGAGCCUCUGGCCCAGCAGAGGCAGCGAAUCCAGACGCUUUCCUGGCAGCGCUGGAAAAGGACGCGAAAGAACGAGCUCAGCAGAGGAAGAGAAAGGAGCAGCUGGCAAAUGCUCUGAAGGAGGAGGGGAACGAGGCCUUCAGGAGGGGAGACCUUGCCAGGGCCAUCCAGAGGUACUCGGAGGGGCUGCAGCAGCUGCGGGACAAGCAGGAGCUCUACACCAACAGGGCACAGGCCUACCUGAAGAUCCAGGAGUACGAAAAAGCCAUUGGUGACUGUGAAUGGGCAUUAAAGUGCAAUGAAAAAUGCAUUAAAGCCUAUUUUCUUAUGGGGAAGGCUCACCUGGCACUUAAACACUACCCUGAGUCCAGGCAGUGUUAUGAGAAGAUGCUGCAGGUUGAUCCCCAGCAGGAAAGGCUGUUCAGAGCCUGUGUGGCCGAGGUGAACCUGGAGGAGAAGAAGAUGAAGGAUGAAGAGAGAGCAGAGGAGGAGGUUCAGGCUGGAACUGUUGCUGCCCUGACCAUCAAAGAGCUGCUGCAGAGACUUGGCACCCCUGGCCAGGAUAUCCUGUUCUACACAGGGGGCAUCAGGCUUUUGGCAGCAGCUGUGAAGGACUGCACUGGGCAAACGUUAUUUAGAACAAACAAUGGCUUCAGUAUCCUCGGAGACAACGGGGCUGUUCGAGGGUGCCUCUGUGCAGAGAGGAGGAGCCCAGCUGCACUGGAGCUGUGUGUGUCUGUCCUCGUGCUCUGGCAGGCUGUGUGUGCUGCCAAUGAAGAAAAUCAGCGUCUCCUGCUGGCUCAGCCUGCUGUGAGUGCCCAGCUGCCAGAGCUGCUGUCCUGUGGGAUACUGGAGAUCCAGAGGGAGACCCUGGCACUGAUUUCUCUUUACUCAGAGAGUGAGAGUGGGAGGAAACUGCUGGUCAAGCACCAGGACCUGACCAGAUGGCUGCAGAUUCUGAUGGCAUUUGUCAAGUGCAGCGAUGCCAGGGCUGGCAGUGCCAUGAACAUACUGUGUGAUUUAAUUGCAGAGGAGAGGUUCAAAGCCCAGUGUCGGGUCCUGCUUUCCACGGGGGCUUUACCUUUAUUCACCCAGCUGCUGGUGUCUGGCAGGCAGGUGAACCUGGCAGCCCUGUCCUGUGCCAUCAGCAUCAUGGGCAGCCUGUGUGCAGACCCAGGGAUUCGAGCCCAGCUGGCUGAGAGCAGGGACUGCUGGCAGGGCUGCCUGAAGCUGCUGGAGGAAAGCCUUGAUGGCAGCACACCCAGCUACCAGGAGUGUGUGUUUGCAGUGCUGGGCCUGAUGAUGAACUUGCUGCUUGAAUCCAAUGGGACCAUCCAGGACUUGGCUGUGGCCAUCAGUGGCAGGUGCCUGGCUCUGCUCAGCCACCAGGACGGCAGGAUUGUCACAAGGGCCAUUGGGGUGCUGAGCCGUGCCCUGCCAGCAUCCCCUGUGGCUGUGGAGGAAGCAGUGAGAGGAGGGGUGGUGAAGAAAAUGAUCAAAUUCCUGAAGGCUGGAGGGCAGCUCACGGCCCGUUAUGGCAUUAAGACCCUUUGCAUCUGCACCAGGAGCAGCAGGCAGGCUCAGGAGGAGCUGGUGAAGGCAGAUAAAAGGUUUGCUGUGCUGCUGAGCCUGCUCGAGUCCCAGGAGGAGCUGGUGGUGGGAAACGCUGCUCUGUGCCUCAGCCAGUGCCUGGGUGUGCCGGGAGCAGGGACAGCCCUGCUGGGUUCCAGGGUGGUGCUGCUGCUGCUGGGACACGCUGGGGGUGACGCUGCCAGGGCUGAGGUGCAGGAGAACGCGGCCAUCGCCCUGGGGAAGCUCUGUGCUGCUGAGCCAAGGCAUAUUCCUCAGCUGAGGAAGCUCAAUGGCCUGGCCAUCCUCAACUCCUCCAUGAAACACCUGCACAGCAGCUGAACCCUUCAGGAGACCUCCCAAACCUGUUCUUAAUACCACUUAUUGUUAAGUAUUCUUUUCUUUAAUAAAGCUAACUCGAAGCACAUCAGCUUCUCAGUCCCUUUG
Empidonax traillii (willow flycatcher) is the source of this 2355-nucleotide messenger RNA. RefSeq names its product tetratricopeptide repeat domain 12 (gene TTC12). The record is from RefSeq and is a predicted model, not a curated record. Lineage: Eukaryota; Metazoa; Chordata; Aves; Passeriformes; Tyrannidae. The transcript is spliced from 21 exons. Gene Ontology annotation, molecular function: protein binding. Bases 133 to 2250 code for a protein of 705 amino acids.